Molecule: messenger RNA, 2657 nt
Organism: Gossypium arboreum
Lineage: Eukaryota; Viridiplantae; Streptophyta; Magnoliopsida; Malvales; Malvaceae
Product: sucrose synthase
Biological process (GO): sucrose metabolic process
Molecular function (GO): sucrose synthase activity
Source: RefSeq, marked provisional
GUAUUCUCCAUUGCGUUAAACCCCUCCAUUCAUUAUUUACGUUAAGUUCAAAGAAAUGGCUGAUCGUGUGAUCACUCGCGUCCACAGUCUCCGUGAGCGUUUGGAUGAGACCCUUCUUGCUCACAGGAACGAGAUUUUGGCCUUGCUCUCAAGGAUCGAGGGCAAAGGAAAAGGAAUUCUGCAACACCAUCAAAUUAUUCUAGAGUUUGAAGCUAUCCCUGAAGAGAACAGAAAGAAGCUCGCUAAUGGUGCAUUUUUUGAAGUAUUGAAGGCUAGUCAGGAAGCGAUCGUGUUGCCUCCAUGGGUUGCACUUGCUGUUCGUCCAAGGCCUGGUGUUUGGGAGUACAUUAGAGUGAAUGUUCACGCCCUUGUUGUUGAGGAACUCACUGUUGCUGAGUAUCUCCACUUCAAGGAAGAGCUUGUUGAUGGAAGUUCAAAUGGAAACUUUGUUUUGGAAUUGGAUUUUGAGCCCUUCAACUCAUCAUUCCCCCGCCCAACUCUUUCAAAAUCCAUUGGUAAUGGUGUGGAGUUCCUAAAUCGUCACCUUUCGGCAAAAUUGUUCCAUGACAAGGAGAGCAUGCACCCUUUGCUCGAAUUCCUCAGAGUCCAUUGUCACAAGGGCAAGAACAUGAUGUUGAAUGACAGAAUUCAGAACUUGAAUGCUCUUCAACAUGUUUUGAGGAAAGCAGAGGAGUAUCUUGGUACCCUACCUCCUGAGACACCAUGUGCUGAAUUCGAACACCGGUUCCAGGAAAUCGGUUUGGAAAGAGGUUGGGGUGACACCGCAGAACGCGUGCUCGAGAUGAUCCAACUCCUUUUGGAUCUUCUUGAGGCACCUGAUCCUUGCACCCUUGAGAAGUUCCUUGGGAGAAUCCCCAUGGUGUUCAAUGUUGUGAUUCUCACUCCCCACGGAUACUUCGCUCAAGACAAUGUUUUGGGGUAUCCCGACACCGGUGGCCAGGUUGUUUACAUCUUGGAUCAAGUCCGAGCUUUGGAGAAUGAGAUGCUCCUCCGUAUAAAGCAACAAGGACUCAACAUCACCCCUCGAAUCCUCAUUAUUUCUAGACUUCUUCCUGAUGCUGUCGGAACAACAUGCGGUCAACGACUUGAGAAAGUAUACGGAACAGAGCACUCGGAUAUUCUUCGAGUACCCUUCAGAACAGAAAAGGGAAUUGUUCGUAAAUGGAUCUCAAGAUUUGAAGUCUGGCCAUACUUGGAAACCUACACAGAGGAUGUUGCUCAUGAAAUCUCCAAAGAGUUGCAAGGCAAGCCAGAUCUGAUCAUCGGAAACUACAGCGACGGCAAUAUCGUCGCCUCCUUGCUCGCACAUAAAUUAGGUGUCACACAGUGCACCAUCGCCCAUGCUUUGGAGAAGACAAAAUAUCCAGAUUCAGAUAUCUAUUGGAAGAAGCUUGAAGACAAAUACCAUUUCUCUUGCCAAUUUACAGCUGAUCUUUUUGCAAUGAACCAUACAGAUUUCAUCAUCACCAGUACUUUCCAGGAAAUUGCAGGAAGCAAGGACACUGUUGGUCAAUACGAGAGCCACACUGCUUUCACUCUUCCUGGUCUCUACCGUGUUGUACAUGGUAUCGAUGUGUUUGAUCCCAAAUUCAACAUUGUUUCCCCUGGUGCUGAUAUGGAGAUAUACUUCCCUUACACCGAAGAGAAGCGGAGGUUGAAGCAUUUCCAUCCUGAGAUCGAAGACCUUCUUUACAGCAAAGUUGAGAAUGAAGAACACUUAUGUGUGCUCAAUGACCGCAACAAGCCAAUUCUGUUCACAAUGGCAAGGCUUGAUCGUGUCAAGAACUUAACCGGACUCGUCGAGUGGUACGGCAAGAACGCAAAGUUGCGUGAGUUGGCUAACCUCGUAGUUGUAGGUGGUGAUAGGCGAAAGGAAUCUAAAGAUUUGGAAGAGAAGGCUGAAAUGAAGAAAAUGUUUGAGCUGAUCGACAAGUACAACUUGAACGGCCAAUUCAGAUGGAUAUCAUCUCAAAUGAACAGAAUCCGAAAUGGUGAACUUUACCGAUACAUUUGCGACACGAAAGGUGCCUUUGUACAGCCUGCAUUGUAUGAAGCCUUUGGAUUGACAGUUGUGGAGGCAAUGACUUGCGGUUUGCCAACAUUCGCAACCUGUAACGGUGGACCAGCUGAGAUUAUUGUCCAUGGGAAAUCUGGUUUCAACAUUGAUCCUUACCAUGGUGAUCAAGCUGCUGACAUACUCGUCGAUUUCUUUGAAAAGUGUAAGAAAGAUCCAUCUCACUGGGAUAAGAUCUCCCAAGGAGGCUUGAAACGUAUAGAGGAGAAGUAUACAUGGAAGAUUUACUCGGAGAGACUAUUGACCCUGACAGGAGUGUAUGGAUUCUGGAAGCAUGUUUCCAACCUUGAACGCCGUGAGAGUCGUCGUUACCUUGAGAUGUUUUAUGCUCUUAAGUACCGUAAGCUGGCUGAAUCAGUUCCAUUGGCAGAGGAGUAAAUUGAAGCUGUUAAAUAACAUUGGGCCGGUUUUUCUUGGAGAAUAAUAUUCUGUUUUGUAAUUUCAAUUGGAGAAGCUCCUUUGUAUUUCAUCUUGUCUUUUCCUUUUCCUUUUUUCGCCGGCAUUGUUUGAACAUGGGGUUGUGCGCCCGUCAAUUCCAGUUAAAUAUGGUGACUUUUGUUUU